This is a messenger RNA of Plodia interpunctella (Indianmeal moth), 2274 nucleotides long. Its product is annotated as keratin-associated protein 16-1-like. The record is from RefSeq and is a predicted model, not a curated record. The transcript has 3 exons. Bases 480 to 2168 code for a protein of 562 amino acids. Lineage: Eukaryota; Metazoa; Arthropoda; Insecta; Lepidoptera; Pyralidae.
AAUAGAAGAACGCCGAAAUCAAAUUUCGAAAUCAUAGCCGAUUGUGAUUCCGUCGACGCCACAUUUCCUUACUUCCACAACAUUUUUACAAUGGACAAAAUUUUCAAGUAACAAAUUCAAUAUCAACAAAAACAAAUUUACAAGCGGACUGCAUACAAAAAAAAAUCGGAAAAAAACCUAAGAAAAAUGGCUUUAGUAUUGAGGAAGGCUGUACUACCGAAAAAUGUAUCUUUGAUCAAAUGCAUUAGAGGACGGUCACUCGCCACCACUGCCAAAAAGAAUCCAGCACCCCUAUAUUGGCCAAGAUGAGACGCCAGCCAGGUCCAGGAAUUAACGAAAUGCCGGCGAACGAAGACUUCAACUACACAGAAGCUAUACUAAUCUAUAUCUUCACUUAGCCAGGGCUGGUUUAAUUAUUAGCCAGCGUCGCCACGAAACGGGGCAUAAAAGAACAUAUCAAAGGAAUUCUUGACAUCCCCAUGGUGAAAGUGGCAGAACCAUUGUUAGAUAAACCAGGCACAUUUAGGAAAACUUACAAUUUAUACAAGAGCAUGUCGUGCCCUGCGUUCGCUUAUCUAGACCUGCAGCUGGACAUCGUGGAGAACCUGCCGAAGUCACAAUCAACUUCAAACAUCGAUUGCAGCAAAUAUAUAAACUAUUGCCAGAAUCUGGGUUGUGGGCAAGGUCACGUGUGUCCCACCAAUAACAGGCCCGCAUGUAACCUGUCAUCUAUGGACAAACCCAAGGCAUUCUCGACGAAUUGCAAUAAAAAUAUACAGAGAACGAUACCGAAAAAUGAUGCCGCAUUGGUGGCGACUAGGGAGAGGAGCUCAAACGCAGCGAGCAGUAAGAGUGAUGGCGUCGACACAGUUAGUAAGGAAGAUGGUUCCAAAGCAGCGAUUAGUGAGAAUAAUGGCUCCAAUGUAACGAGAAAAGGCGAGAACGGAAUUAAUCCCCAGUUUGAGCACGCUGCUAUGGCGUGCAUGCCUAUUUGUUGUCAGCCUUUUCACAAUCCGUUAUCUCAUGCAGCUGCUGCGUGGCAUCCACAGGAGAACAACAACCCUUGUAAUUUUAGCGCCCCGUGCCACCCUAAUUGGGAAGGUGCACUUCACGUUGGGGCUGCUAUGAACCCCUUCAAUCCAGCUUCUAUCUGCCAGCCACUAUAUUGUCCAGCAGUAAGCUGCAACCCACUGAACAGUCCAAAGACGUUCGCGGAUCCCAUUGCGCAAAUGUGCAAUGUGUGCGGCUGCCCGUGUCCGUGCCCGUGCGGCGCCCCGGGCCAGUCGCCGUGCCCGUGCCUGGGCGGCAGCUGUCUUCCUCCCCCGUGCAAUGUGCCAGCGAAGUGUCUCCAAAAUAUGACCGGUUAUUACUACUAUCCGUAUGGCACUUGGUUCUGUGGGCCUUACCACGUUAAAACUGCGCCAACUCCGUGCUGCGGGCCCGUAUCGCCUGGUGGCCCGUGUGGUCCGAAUCCUCCUAACCCUGGUGGGCCGUGUGGCCCUUGCGGAAUAGGUCCGUGUGGUCCCUGCGGGCCAUGUUGUGGACCCUGUGGGCCGUGUGGGCCAUGUUGCGGCCCUUGCGGGCCAUGCGGAUGCGUUCCGCCGUUCGGCUGUGGCCCAUGCUGCUGUGGGCCUUGUGGUCCCUGCGGCUGUGUCCCGUGCGGCGGCUGCCCGUUCUUCGGCCCUUGUACGAACUGCCCCUGCGGCCCGAUCCCAUGCGGACCAGUCAGCCCUGACGGCCCAAUAGACCCUAGCAAACUGGCGCCACCGCCUUCCUGCGCUGUGCCUGCCGCUGCCACCACAGCCAAAAAGGCAAAUAUUGAUGCAGUCGAUUGCUUCUGCAAAGCCAGUCUAGCCGCCAGAGCACAAGACAACAAGCUAAAGACCGAAGACGAGAAGCCAGCUAAGGCCCCAAACACAACCCCAAUUUACAGCAAUCCGAAUAUCAUAAAAGGUUUUCCAUACAACAAAAUCAAACCAUUGCCGCCUAUUCCUAUGCCCAACGCUUCAGUUGGCGCCAGAGCAAGCGCCACGUGUUUCUCAACAUUAAUUAGCGCUAAAAGUAUUUCGUUAGAUCUCAAGAACACUAGAAACCACACGACAAAAAUUCGCAAUGUGCGCAAACCACACUAUAUUCCCGUCGUCAAAAAUAAAGAUGCCUUUUCGUAAAACAAAAUGGCGUCGUUAUUUUGGGCGCAGUAGUAGUUUUGGAUAACAACCACAAUGUAGUCAUAAGUGAAAUUUCAAUCUUUUGAAAUAAAGUAAUUGAACACUU